This is a messenger RNA of Leptinotarsa decemlineata (Colorado potato beetle), 331 nucleotides long. Its product is annotated as large ribosomal subunit protein P1-like. The record is from RefSeq and is a predicted model, not a curated record. NCBI's taxonomy places the organism in Eukaryota, Metazoa, Arthropoda, Insecta, Coleoptera, Chrysomelidae.
AAAAAUGACGUCGAACUUGCUUGUGUCUACUCAGCCCUAAUUCUGGUUGAUGAUGAUAUUGCCGUGACUGGUGAGAAAAUCCAGACCAUUCUCAAAGCAGCCAACGUUGACGUAGAACCAUACUGGCCUGGUUCAUUUGAGAAAGAGCUAGAAGGAAUCAACGUCAGGGAACUGAUCACCAACAUUAGAGUAGGAAGUGCACCUUCGGCAGGAGGUGCUGCAGCUCCAGCUGCGGCAGCAACUGCUGCUGAGCCUGCCAAGGAGCAAAAGAAGAAGGAAGAAGAACCUGAAGAGUCUGAUGAUGAUAUGGGUCUUGGACUCUUCGAUUAGC